AUGCAUUUAACUAUAUCAAAUGAAAUUACCGGGCAAAUCUAUGGUCCCAUCGAAAUCAAUGAUGAUAUGAAACUAGAGGACUUAAUAGCCUUGCUUGAAGUAGAAUGUCAGUUUGAUCCUUUGAAAAAUGAUCUAUAUAUAAAUAUGGACAUUUUAGAUUUAAAUAAAUCUAAAAAUAAAAUUUUAUCUGAAAUAGGUCUCCACAACGAUGAACUAUUAUUAAUAAAAAAUAAAAUACAAACAAACAAUAAUCCAAACAAUUCCAUCAUUCCACCUGGGAACUUGGACAAUAGAAAAUAUGUGGAAGAAUUCAGGAAACAAUUAAAUAUGAGCCAACCUAUGAGACAACAGUUAGUAACACAGAUGCCUGAACUAGAUUCCAUAUUAAAUGAUUCAAAUCUUUUCUAUGAAAGAAUGGGGCCAAUAAUAUUACAGAGAAGGUACGGUGGUUUUUAUCAGCAAUCAUUGAAUCCCUUUGGUAUUCCACAAGAUGAAUAUAAUAAAUUGAUGAGUAACCCAGAUAAUCCAAUUAAUCAAAAAAGAAUCAAUGAAUUAAUUGACCAACAAGCUAUAGAUGAGCAAUUAAGAAAUGCUUAUGAACAUACCCCUGAAGUAUUUACUACUGUAAGUAUGCUAUAUAUUAACCUAGAAAUUAAUGGGCAUCCUGUGAAAGCUUUUGUCGAUACAGGUGCACAAAUGACUAUAAUGUCAACUAGAUUAGCUGAAGCGACUGGGCUCAGUAAGCUGAUCGAUAGACGGUUUAUAGGUGAAGUUAGAGGUGUAGGCAGAGGUAAAAUCAUUGGUAGGAUUCAUCAAGCACAGAUAAAGAUCGAAACACAAUACAUUUGCAACAGUUUUGUGGUAUUAGAUACUGAAAUUGAUGUCUUGAUUGGACUUGACAUGCUGAAAAGACACCAAGCUUGUAUUGAUUUAGCUAAAAAUGUUUUAAGGAUUGCAGGAAUUGAAACAAGAUUUUUAAGUGAAGCUGAGAUUCCGAAAGGUUUUGAAAAUGAAGUUAAACAAACCGCCUCAAAAACUUUGUCUAAACCAACAACCAUACCUAAUUCAACAUCCACUGGGGGCUCUGUUUUGGUCAACAACACAAACAAUACAAGCAACGUUAAUGACCAUAAUAAUAUUCCAAUACAACAGUUCCCAAGAAACAAUAAUAUCAGUAAUAUGAAAUCUGGUAUUAGUGGUCAAUCAAGAAACAAUAUACUGUCUAAUAUGAAUUUUCCGGAAUCGAUAGUAAAACAAUUAAUGGAUUUAGGCUUUUCAAGAAACGAAGUUAUACGAGCUUUGAGGACUACUGGUGGUAAUGCUGAAUAUGCUGCAGCUUUACUUUUUCAAUAA
Arxiozyma heterogenica is the source of this 1353-nucleotide messenger RNA. RefSeq names its product Ddi1p (gene DDI1). The transcript has a single exon. Gene Ontology annotation, biological process: proteolysis. Gene Ontology annotation, molecular function: aspartic-type endopeptidase activity; protein binding. NCBI's taxonomy places the organism in Eukaryota, Fungi, Ascomycota, Saccharomycetes, Saccharomycetales, Saccharomycetaceae. The coding region runs from base 1 to 1353 and encodes 450 amino acids. The record is from RefSeq and is a predicted model, not a curated record.